CACACACACACACACACUUUUUUUUCUUUGAAUACUUCUGUCAUGGUUUGUGUUUUUUUCUCUUUCUUCAUAACUCCAAGCUUCGAAUCUCCAUCUCACUCUCUGUCCCUUUCUUAAUGACCAUUUUAAGAACCACUUGCUGUGAUCUCAACCUCAACAACAACCUCUCUUCCUUUUCUUCUUCUUCUUCUUCUUGUUCCUCUUCUGCUGAGAGUCCAUGUUGCUCUUGCAUGUACUCUACCUCACCUGAACCCCACUUCUGAAGCUGCCCCCCCUGCAAAACACAACACAACACUGGACUCAGUACUCUCACUCUCUCUAUCACAGCUCACAAUGGCUAACAAACAAGCUGCUUUUUCGCACUCUCUAACUCGUUCUCAACUCACUAAGUCACUGUUCAUUGCCUUGAUCUUUCUUGCUCUACCUCUUGUUCUGGCCACCACCGACCCCCUUGACGCUCAAUCUCUUCAGGUCUUGUUCACCUCAUUAAAUAGUCCUUCUCAGCUAACUAAUUGGAAAAGUAGUGGCGGUGAUCCUUGCGUAGAGUCAUGGAAAGGGGUAACCUGUGAAGGCUCAGCUGUUGUUUCCAUUGACAUUUCUGGACUAAAACUCAAUGGGACAAUGGGGUACUUGCUUUCAGGCCUCACGUCGUUGAGAACAUUAGAUCUGAGUGACAAUGGCAUUCAUGAUACCAUCCCAUAUCAGUUACCACCAAAUCUCACAAGCCUAAAUCUUGCGGGCAACAACUUAAGUGGGAAUCUUCCUUAUUCUCUUAAGAUCACACCUACACUCCAUUAUUUGAACUUUAGCCGUAAUUCACUUUCCCAGUCAAUUGGAGACAUUUUUGCUAAUCUUUCUGGCCUCUCAACCUUGGAUCUCUCUUUCAACAAAUUUUCUGGAGAUCUUCCAGUUUCCUUAGGUUUGGCAUCCAAUCUUUCUUCGCUCUAUUUGCAGAACAAUCAAUUGACUGGUUCUAUUAAUGUUCUUACUAGUUUGCCUUUGACUAAUCUAAAUGUUGCGAACAACCAAUUCAAUGGAUGGAUACCUCAAAAUAUUAUUUCAAUCCCUAAUUUUAUAUAUGAUGGAAAUUCAUUUGACAAUGGUCCCGCUCCUCCUCCGCCACCAUAUACCCCACCUCCUCAUGGAAAAUCAGCUACUAAUCGCACUCAUUCUGGAUCUCAUGCACCGUCCGCACAGAAUUCUAAUGGAGGAUCAUCUAAUUCUGAUAAGGGAUUGUCAAUUGGGGCUAUAGUAGGCAUAAUCCUGGGUUCUGUGUUUGUGGCUUUAGUUGUGCUACUUCUUGUUUUUUGCAUUCGAAAGAAUAAAAAGGACACUGGUGCUAGGACUCCCAAGGGUAGUCUCUCGGUUGGAACAAGUAAUGUAAAUAAUGUGAUGCAAGAGCAGAGAGUAAGAAGCAUAGCUGCUGUUACAGAUCUGAAGCCCCCGCCUGCUGAAAAACCAACAGUUGAUAGGAUGCAAGGGAAAAAUGGAUCUGUAAAGAGAAUAAGGUCACCCAUCACUGCAACCUCACAUACUGUUGCUUCUCUCCAGACAGCAACAAAUAGCUUUAGUCAGGAAUUUCUUAUUGGUGAAGGUUCCCUUGGUCGUGUUUACAAAGCAGAGUUCACUAAUGGAAAGAUAAUGGCCAUUAAGAAGAUCGACAAUGCAGCACUGUCACUACAGGAGGAAGAUAACUUUCUUGAAGCUAUUUCAAAUAUGUCACAUUUGAGGCACCCGAACGUCGUUACACUGGCUGGAUAUUGUGCAGAGCAUGGACAGCGUCUUCUAGUUUAUGAGUAUGUAGGAAAUGGGAGUUUGCACGACAUACUCCAUUUUGCUGAAGAUAGUAGCAAGACUCUGACUUGGAAUGCGCGUGUUAGGAUAGCCCUUGGAACUGCUCGAGCCUUAGAGUAUUUGCAUGAAGUGUGCUUGCCUUCUGUUGUACAUAGAAACUUCAAAUCGGCAAACAUUUUACUUGAUGAAGAGCUCAAUCCCCAUUUGUCAGACUGUGGUUUGGCUGCUCUAACUCCAAACACAGAGCGGCAGGUUUCAACUCAAAUGGUUGGUUCGUUUGGUUAUAGCGCUCCGGAAUUUGCAUUAUCAGGGAUAUACACUGUAAAAAGUGAUGUAUACAGCUUUGGGGUGGUGAUGUUGGAGCUUUUGACUGGUAGAAAGCCGCUAGACAGUUCAAGGGUGAGAUCAGAACAAUCACUUGUGAGAUGGGCUACCCCACAACUCCAUGAUAUAGAUGCCUUGGCAAAAAUGGUUGAUCCUGCCCUGAAUGGCAUGUAUCCUGCAAAGUCUUUGUCACGAUUUGCUGACAUCAUUGCACUAUGUGUACAGCCGGAACCUGAGUUUCGGCCUCCCAUGUCUGAAGUUGUGCAAGCAUUGGUGCGUUUAGUGCAAAGGGCAAGUGUGGUCAAGAGGCGUUCAAGUGAUGAAUCUGGUUUCGCAUAUAGGACCCCAGAUCAUGAGGCCAUCGACAUGUCAUUUUAAGUGGCCGAGCCAUGUCAGACUUACAAGUCUUGUUGGCAGUUUUGUAUACAGCUACUCAAGAGCCAGGGGAUGGCCAAAGCAUGCAGAUGAAAGGUCCGGAAGGUGUAUCAAGAUUAGAUCUAUGUAAUUAUGUCCCCUACAUUUUUCCGUUGCCAUUUUCAAAAAGCUGAGAAUAAGUUGUAUCAAAAGGGCACUUAACUUGAAAAUUGCAUAUUAAGGUAUAUAUUUAGCUGGAAAGGGUGCUAUAUAUUUUGUAUUUUACAACAUGUGAUAUUCAAUGUGAAUUCCGAAUGUUUUGCGGCAUAAUAAAAAUUUUAACUCAUUUGAGCA
Messenger RNA from Quercus lobata, 2826 nucleotides. It is a transcript of the gene SRF8, whose product is annotated as STRUBBELIG-receptor family 8. The record is from RefSeq and is a predicted model, not a curated record. Bases 334 to 2496 code for a protein of 720 amino acids. The transcript has 16 exons. Lineage: Eukaryota; Viridiplantae; Streptophyta; Magnoliopsida; Fagales; Fagaceae. Gene Ontology annotation, biological process: protein phosphorylation. Gene Ontology annotation, molecular function: protein kinase activity; protein binding; ATP binding.